AUGGAGCCAAGUGAGUGCCAGUAUCCGGGGGAAGGCGUGCGCUGGAUCCACCAGCUGCGCAAGGAGGAACUGGUAGCGAUCGCCCAUGAGUUCGGGCUAGACAAGGAAGGGCGCGUGGGGGAGCUGCGUAAGCGGCUAUCCACGUUCGCUCAGGAUGGCGGUCAUACAUCCGAGAUUUCGGCUCGGCUUGCCGAGUUAGAGUCUCAGUAUGCCAAAACGUUGGAGCCGCCAUCCUGGGGAGUCUCACCCGACGUAGGCGAACGGCCACUCCAGGAAUCGGAGCCCGAUCUGCGGAGCUCACAACUGGCAAAACUAUUACAUGAUGCUUGGAACCUCGCAUACGCUGGUGAUUUAGGUUUUGCUACUGCCUUCAACAUGACAUUAUUUAUGAAAUUCGAGCGAAAUCAUAUCAUAUGGAAUCCGGUCUUCACAUUCAUUGAUCAAAUUGGUCGGCGUAUUGAUAUGUCAGAGGUUCAUAAAAAAUUUGAGGAAUAUGUUUUAACACUUCUAACGCCUUUAUAUGAAGAAUUAGGAGCUGAAAUUGAAACAGAAGAUAACUGGAAAAAAGACUUACGCUCAUUAACUAAAAGAUUUUUGUGUCGUUCAGGUUUUCCUCCAUGUAUUAAAGAAGCUAAGAAUGCAUUAAAAGUCUGGCAAAACACGGACAACCCAAAUUUACAAAAUCCGGUAGCAAAUCUUUAUAUUUGCCCUGCUUUUAGGUGGGGUUCCAUUGAUGAGUGGCAAUUUGGACUUGAACGAGUGAUCCAGUUUCCAAAAACACGAAUACAGAGUGAAAGAACUUAUUUAUUAAAGACGCUAGCUGGUUGUUCAACCCAGCCCGAAAAGAUCUACCGACUGCUAGAAUUGUCGAUUUUUGAAGAACAUUCUAAUUUCACCGAAAAUGAUCAAUUCUUAAUUUUUUCCUCACUUACCGGAAGUUCCAGUGGCUAUUACACAUUAUUUAAUUUCUUAUCUGAUUAUUGGACGCCGAUCCGGCAGAAGUACGGUAGAUUAUAUAAUACAUUAAUGUGGUUCCACUAUAUUCACACGUUAAUGCGCUGA
Messenger RNA from Drosophila montana, 1062 nucleotides. RefSeq names its product aminopeptidase N-like. The record is from RefSeq and is a predicted model, not a curated record. Gene Ontology annotation, cellular component: cytoplasm. Bases 1 to 1062 code for a protein of 353 amino acids. Lineage: Eukaryota; Metazoa; Arthropoda; Insecta; Diptera; Drosophilidae. The transcript is spliced from 5 exons.